Molecule: messenger RNA, 2158 nt
Organism: Lecanosticta acicola
Lineage: Eukaryota; Fungi; Ascomycota; Dothideomycetes; Mycosphaerellales; Mycosphaerellaceae
Source: the annotation of a GenBank genome assembly
AUGUCGCAGGAUUACGACUUCAUCAAGAACGCUAGUAAACGGAAACGAAAGCAGUCUUUCCAGAAGAAUUACAAUCCUGCUUUGAUGUCUGGAGCGCUACCUUCGCCGGACGCCGAGGCGGACAAGAUGGACAACGAGAUGCAAUCGCGAAAGAAGGCCAAGAAGGAGCACAAGAAGCGGAAAGCAUCAGAGGCGGUCGAAACUGUAGGAACAGGGAUCUCCGAGUCGGCCGACGUGUCUGCCAAAGAAUCUCCAGCUCCUGUCGCAAACGGUGACGAGCCGAACGCGGAUGGAGAACCUAAGCGCAAGAAGUCCAAAAAGGAGAGGAAGGAGGCGAAACGGCAGAAAGAGGAAGCUCGAGACGACUCGGCACGAGGGGCGCACGAGGAAGAGACGGGUGCAGAAGAGCAGGUCAACCAGGAGCUGAAGGAGGCGGCUGCAAAGGCUCAGGUCGACGCCGAAGCAGAAGACGAUUUUGCCGGAUUCGGUUCAGAAGAUGAAGAGGAUGUGACAGAAGAUGCCACUGGCGAGGCGGCAGAUUCGACAGAAGAUCAGGAUGCAGAUGACGAGGAGCAGCAAGAAGUGAGCGGGCAACUGGCAACGAACGACAACCUGGGCGGACCUUCAGACUUACCGUCUGCACUUGGUGUAUCUUUGCCCACCACUUCCGCAGAACCACAGAAGUUCACGGAAUUGAACUUGUCUGACCGCACCAUGAAGGCCAUCGAGGGCAUGAAUUUUGAGAACAUGACCGAAAUCCAGCGACGAGGUAUCCCUCCAUUACUGGCCGGCAGAGACGUUCUUGGAGCGGCGAAGACUGGAUCUGGAAAAACACUGGCUUUCCUCAUUCCGGCCGUGGAGAUGCUUCACUCGCUCAAAUUCAAGCCCCGGAACGGCACCGGUGUCAUUGUAGUCUCGCCCACUCGUGAACUGGCCCUCCAGAUCUUCGGUGUCGCUCGAGAACUCAUGGAGCAUCACUCGCAGACUUUUGGAAUCGUAAUUGGUGGUGCGAAUAGGAGAGCUGAGGCGGAGAAGUUGGCCAAAGGUGUGAAUUUGCUUAUUGCGACACCCGGUCGUCUACUCGAUCACCUGCAGAACACUCAGGGGUUCGUUUUCAAGAACGUGAAGGCGCUUGUCAUUGAUGAGGCAGAUCGUAUCCUGGAAGUCGGAUUCGAAGAUGAGAUGCGUCAGAUUGUCAAAAUUCUACCCAAGGGAGACCGCCAGACCAUGCUCUUCUCCGCAACACAAACCACCAAAGUUGAGGAUCUUGCUCGAAUAUCUCUUCGGCCUGGUCCACUUUACAUCAAUGUGGACCACCAGCAAGAGCACAGUACUGUCGCCGGACUGGAACAAGGCUACGUAAUCUGCGAUUCCGAUAUGCGAUUCCGUCUGCUGUUCACGUUCCUGAAAAGACAUCCUCAAAAGAAGAUCAUUGUCUUCUUCAGCAGCUGCAACUGCGUAAAGUAUUACUCAGAACUCCUCAACUACAUCGAUCUCCCGGUCCUCGAUCUUCAUGGCAAACAAAAGCAACAAAAGCGAACCAACACCUUCUUUGAAUUCGUCAACGCAAAGCACGGCACCCUUAUCUGCACAGACGUCGCCGCGCGAGGUCUCGACAUUCCGGCCGUGGACUGGAUUGUGCAGUUUGAUCCACCUGAUGACCCAAGAGACUAUAUUCACCGUGUUGGACGAACCGCUCGAGGUGCGAAUGCCAAGGGCAAGAGUUUGAUGUUCCUGCAGCCGAGCGAGGUUGGUUUUCUUAACCACUUGAAGGAAGCCAAGGUGCCGUUGGUGGAAUUCGAGAUUCCACCAAAGAAGAUCCUGGACAUUCAGAGCCAGCUUGAGAUGCUGAUCGGGAAGAAUUACUACCUCAACAAGGUAAGCAUUUGUUCUAUACUAUCCUUGAAGCCCAGCUGACCAUUUUCCACAGUCGGCAAAGGACGGCUACCGCUCAUAUCUCCAAGCAUAUGCUUCCCACUCCCUGCGCUCCGUCUUUAACAUCCACAAUCUGGAUCUGAAGAAGGUCGCCAAGGGUUUCGGCUUCUCUGUUCCUCCCAAGGUCGAUAUCAAUCUGGGUGCAAGCAUGAAAAAGCCUGACCAAGCGCGACGAGCGUAUGGAAGUCAGCCGAGGCAGCAUAAAUUCAACAAGCGCCACUAA